GUUCAGGCAUAACCGGGCGCGCAUCUUGUUCUCUUUUAACGACGCGGACUUGGGCUCUCCUCACUCUCUUCUGCCCAUCAUGUCGAAGCACCCCGUAGUCGAGUACACGUCCGAGGCGUCCUGGGCGCUGGUCGAGGAUAAGUUCUCCCCCUUCGCAAAGGAGACUCUGGGGAAGCUCAUCAAGUUCUGUGAGGAAGAGAUCAGUCCCGCCGUACGCGUUGCGCAGGCGCAGCUGCCCGACGACCCCACUCUCCGCUGGAAGAGUGGUAUCCCCAUUACCGAAGAGCUCAAGGUCAAAGCGAAGAAGCUCGGCCUAUGGAACCUCUUCCUCAGCAAGGCUCACUACCCGCAAUUCGGUGUACCGCUCACAAACUUGGAGUACGCCGUCAUGGCGGAAAUCCUUGGUCGCUUUGGCCAAAUUGCGUCGGAGGCGCUGAACUGCUCUGCUCCUGACACCGGAAAUAUGGAGGUGCUUGGCCGCUACGGCUCACCCGAGCAGCAGAAGAAAUGGCUUUUGCCGUUGUUGAACGGCGAAAUUCGGUCAGCAUUCUCUAUGACUGAGAAGCAUGUUGCCUCCUCCGAUGCCACAAACAUUCGCACCUCCAUCCGCCAGGAGGGUAACGAGAUUGUCAUCAACGGGCACAAAUGGUGGAUCUCCGGCGCUGGCGACCCGCGCACCAAACUCCACCUCGUCCUCGGCAAGUCCGACCCCAACAAUGCGAGCGCCUACAAGCAGCAGAGCAUCGUCAUCGUCCCCGUCGACACCCCGGGCGUCAAAGUUAUCCGCCCGAUGAAGGUCUUUGGGUACGACGACGCGCCAGAGGGGCACUGCGAGGUCAUCUACGAGAACGUCCGCGUGCCGUUGAGCAACCUCAUCCUUGGGUGGGGAAGGGGCUUCGAGAUCAUCCAAGGCCGCCUUGGCCCUGGCCGCAUCCACCACUGCAUGCGCUCAAUAGGCGCCGCGCAAGCCGCGCUGGACCUCAUGAUCCUGCGCGUCACUGACCCCGCGAAGAAGACCUUUGGCAAAUACUUGCACGAGCACGGCUCCAUCCUCCAAGAAAUCGCCCGCUCGCGCGCCGACAUCGACUCUGGGCGGCUCCUUGUUCUGUCCGCCGCGCUCAAGAUCGACAAGCACCGGGCGAAGGGCGCCAUGAAGGAGAUCGCUAUCGCGAAGUUCACCAUCCCCAAGAUGGCCUGCACCGUCGUCGACCGCGCCAUGCAGGCCUUCGGCGCCGAGGGCAUCUCGCAGGACCAGCAGCUCGCGCAGACCUACGCGCAGCUGCGCACGCUCCGCUUCGCCGACGGGCCCGACGAGGUCCACAUGCAGCAGGUCGGGCGCAAUGAGUUGAAGCGCGCGCCGGGGCUGUUGCAUAAGCAGCAGGAGAGCAAGCGGAAGGAGAAGGCGCUGUUGGAGAAGGCGGGGUUGACGGCGAAGCUUUGAGUGAGGAAAUUGUAUCAUCAUUGCACCUGCUUUUGAGGACGAUGUUUUGAAGUUGAAGUAUCUAUCUAUGGUAAGGGUUGCUCAAGGUUUGUUGUGCAGAGCGCAACACGCUAUGGUCGACGACUUGAAGCGCAAAGACAGAGGCUGAUUCAGGGAAUAUCAAGGUGUCAC
This is a messenger RNA of Schizophyllum commune H4-8, 1612 nucleotides long. RefSeq names its product acyl-CoA dehydrogenase NM domain-like protein. The transcript has 11 exons. NCBI's taxonomy places the organism in Eukaryota, Fungi, Basidiomycota, Agaricomycetes, Agaricales, Schizophyllaceae. The record is from RefSeq and is a predicted model, not a curated record. Bases 80 to 1441 code for a protein of 453 amino acids. Gene Ontology annotation, molecular function: flavin adenine dinucleotide binding; oxidoreductase activity, acting on the CH-CH group of donors.